UAGGCUGCUCUCCACCAAAAGCGUGCGCUGCUGUCGUCAUCACGCAGACGAGUAGGUGGGGGUGACGCAGGUUAGAGCAGCUCUCAAUCCCCUCUCGUGGAUGCUGCGACCGAGCUCUUGCGCGCGCGAGCUGUAGCAGCGGCUCAACCCCUCCUCCUCCUCCACCAAAGAUGUCGCAUGAGCUUCUCUCACCGCAGCGUUUUCUUUUCUUUUUCUCCCUGUAACUUACCACUUCACCAAAUUCAGGCCAAAUUAGCAGCUGCCACAGCCGGGAUCAGCCCUCCGCGUCCAGGCGCACGGACUGUCCCCCCUCCCUCAACCCGGCGCAUCCUCUCUCUCUCUCUCUCUCUCUCUCUCUCUCUCUCUCUCUCUCGCCCUCUCUCUCUCUUCAACCGCCGCAGAACUCCGCCGACCAACCAUCAGGUGACCGCGCGGAGCGGAAUAUUCAUCAGCACCGUCGUCGUCUUUCAUCCCUCCACUCCUUCGGACUCCUGGCAACCGGAGCUACCGCCGCCCCGCUCCCCUCCUGUAUCCUCUCAUCCGGUCUGGGACAUUCUCCGCUCCACGCACACGCAGAUUAACGGGGAUUCUGCCUCCCCGCCCGCGCGCUGAUGCUGAUGUCCUUGAGCUCGGCCUGCACGGUCCUGGUGGUGCACCAGUAGCUACCUCUAAACUGGAUCUGCUUCCUGCCUUGGAUUUAUCAGCUGCCUUCGCCUUGCUCGCCCCUCUCUCUGCCUGUCCGUCAUCUCUUCAUCCCCGUCCGUACGUCUGCCAGCCCGUCCGUCCAUCCAUGGACUGGCCGUGACCCCGGAGGGAGGGGGACAGAAACGAGGAAAGAGUGGAGUCGCACGGGAGAGAAAGGAAAAGAAAGCUGGAUUCAUUCAGACGUCACGCUUCUGAAGUGCUCCUGCUCGCUGUCCUUCAUCCCCCUCACCCUCCUCCCCCACCUCCCUCUGUUAUGGAGGUUUAAAGCAGUGGGAGGUUAGGCCAAGACAGUCUGACACACACACACACACGCAAAAAGCAAGAAAAGAAAAUAAACACACAUAACCAAAGCCCCUUAGUUUCCCUUAUAUUUAAAAAAGGGGUUUGGGUGCAUCAUUUCAGUAACUUGUUUUUAAAGAAAGUCCUUCAGCGCACAUGAGUGACCUGUCACCAGCCAAAAGAAAGAGGAGCUGAGACAACAACGGAGACACAGGAGGACCGAGACAAAGGACAAGACUACCUGACAUGUCAACAACAGCCACGAUGGGGGAAAUGGCAAACAGCGCUGUGGAAUUUUAUCCCAAAGGGACUCGAGGUGGGGGCGGAGGAGGAAGAAGGGCAGAUGGCAGCCAUGCAGGGGGAGACUUUGGGGUCACGGUGAUGGAGCUCAGGGAGCUGAUGGAGCUCCGAGGGGCUGAUGCCCUGCAAAAGAUCCAGGACAGCUACGGAGACACAGAGGGACUCUGCCAGAGACUACAGUCCAGCACCACUGAAGGUCUCAGUGGGGAUCCGGCAGAUUUGGAGCGUCGGCAUCAAGCAUACGGCCACAACUUUAUUCCCCCAAAGAAGCCCAAGACUUUCCUGGAACUUGUGUGGGAGGCUCUACAGGACGUCACCCUCAUCAUCUUGGAGGCGGCUGCCAUCAUUUCGCUUGGCCUCUCCUUCUAUCAGCCUCCUGGAAAAGAGAGUGAAGCGUGUGGGGAAGGUGCGGGCGGAGUAGAGGAUGAAGGGGAAGCUGAUGCUGGCUGGAUCGAGGGUGCCGCCAUCUUGCUGUCGGUUGUGUGUGUCGUCCUGGUGACGGCCUUUAACGACUGGUCCAAAGAAAAGCAGUUCCGGGGUCUGCAGAGUCGGAUCGAGCAGGAGCAGAAGUUCACCGUUGUGCGGAAAGGAAACGUCAUCCAGAUCCCGGUGGCUGACAUGGUGGUGGGGGACAUGGCUCAGGUCAAGUAUGGGGACCUGCUGCCUGCAGAUGGCAUCUUGGUCCAAGGCAACGACCUGAAGAUAGAUGAGAGCUCGCUUACAGGAGAGUCUGACCACGUACGCAAAUCUGUGGAUAAAGAUCCCAUGCUGCUCUCAGGUACCCAUGUGAUGGAGGGCUCGGGCAGGAUGCUGGUGACAGCUGUAGGCGUGAACUCCCAGACGGGCAUCAUCUUCACCCUGCUCGGCGCCGGAGACGUGGAGGAAGACGGGAAAGAGAAGAAAGGAAAACAGCCGGAUGGAGCCGUGGAGAACAAUCAGAACAAAGCCAAGAAGCAGGAUGGGGGUGUUGCCAUGGAGAUGCAACCCCUUAAGAGUGCAGAGGGAGGGGAGGUGGAGGACAGAGAGAAGAAGAAGACCAACGUUCCAAAGAAAGAGAAGAGUGUGUUGCAGGGCAAGCUCACCAAACUGGCUGUUCAGAUUGGCAAAGCAGGUUUGGUGAUGUCGGCCAUAACUGUCAUCAUUCUGGUGCUUUUCUUCGUCAUCAACACAUUUGUAGUUAAAGAUAGCGCGUGGCUGCCGGAGUGCACUCCGAUAUACAUCCAGUAUUUUGUCAAGUUUUUCAUCAUUGGAGUCACUGUGCUGGUGGUGGCCGUCCCGGAGGGUUUACCUCUCGCUGUCACCAUCUCUCUGGCUUAUUCUGUUAAGAAAAUGAUGAAGGACAACAACCUUGUGCGACAUCUGGACGCUUGCGAGACCAUGGGCAACGCCACGGCCAUCUGCUCAGACAAGACCGGCACCCUCACCACCAACCGUAUGACUGUAGUGCAGACUUACGUCGGUGAUGUGCACCACCGCGUGAUCCCCGAUCCUGGACAGAUCAACCCUCGGACUCUGGAUCUGUUGGUGAACGCCAUCGCCAUCAACAGUGCUUACACCUCUAAGAUCUUACCGCCUGAUGUGGAGGGCGGUCUGGCCAAGCAGGUGGGCAACAAAACAGAGUGUGGCCUGCUGGGAUUCAUAUUAGACCUUCAGCGGGACUAUGCCCCUGUGAGAGAGCAGAUCCCUGAGGAGAGACUGUACAAGGUGUAUACAUUCAACUCAGUGCGUAAAUCCAUGAGCACGGUGAUCAAGCUGCCUGACGGUACCUUCCGCCUCUACAGCAAAGGCGCCUCUGAGAUCCUGCUGAAGAAGUGUUCCUACGUCCUGGACGCCAACGGAGAACCACGCAGUUUCCGCCCCCGUGACAGAGAUGAGAUGGUCAAACAGGUGAUUGAGCCAAUGGCUUGCGAGGGGUUGAGGACCAUCUGCAUUGCAUACCGUGAUCUGCAGCCCAAUCCGGAGCCAGAAUGGGACAAUGAGGCUGACAUAGUGACGGAGCUGACCUGCAUCACUGUGGUUGGGAUAGAGGACCCUGUGCGCCCCGAGGUACCUGACGCCAUCCGUAAGUGUCAGCGUGCGGGCAUCACAGUGCGAAUGGUGACCGGUGACAACAUUAACACAGCCAGAGCCAUAGCUACCAAAUGUGGCAUCAUACACCCCGGGGAUGACUUUAUCUGUCUGGAAGGCAAAGAAUUUAACCGACGAAUCAGGAAUGAGAAAGGGGAGAUUGAACAGGAGCGCAUUGAUAAAAUCUGGCCCAAGCUACGUGUGCUGGCCCGAUCUUCACCAACCGACAAGCACACACUGGUUAAAGGCAUCAUUGACAGCAGCGUCAUAGAGCAGAGGCAGGUUGUCGCAGUAACAGGAGACGGGACUAACGAUGGACCAGCUUUGAAGAAGGCCGAUGUGGGCUUUGCCAUGGGUAUUGCAGGGACAGACGUGGCUAAAGAGGCCUCCGACAUCAUCCUGACUGAUGACAACUUCAGCAGCAUCGUCAAAGCGGUGAUGUGGGGACGAAACGUCUACGAUAGCAUCUCCAAGUUCCUGCAGUUCCAGCUCACGGUCAACGUAGUGGCUGUCAUUGUGGCCUUCACCGGGGCCUGCAUCACUCAGGACUCUCCUCUGAAGGCGGUGCAGAUGCUCUGGGUGAAUCUGAUCAUGGACACGUUUGCUUCCCUGGCCUUAGCUACCGAGCCCCCGACCGAGGCCCUCUUGCUACGAAAACCCUACGGCCGGAACAACCCACUCAUCUCACUGACCAUGAUGAAGAACAUCCUGGGCCACGGAGUGUACCAGCUGGUCAUCAUCUUCACUCUGCUGUUCAUAGGCGAGCGCAUGUUUAACAUCGACAGCGGCCGCAACGCGCCGCUCCACUCCCCUCCCUCUGAGCACUACACCAUCAUCUUCAACACCUUCGUCCUCAUGCAGCUUUUCAACGAGAUCAACGCUCGCAAGAUACACGGGGAGAGAAACGUCUUUGAUGGCAUAUUUUCUAAUCCCAUCUUCUGCUCUAUUGUUCUGGGGACCUUCGCUGUGCAGAUCGUGAUUGUGCAGUGGGGAGGGAAGCCCUUCAGCUGUGCCCCUCUCAAUGUGGAGCAGUGGCUCUGGUGUCUGUUCGUAGGAGUUGGAGAGCUUCUCUGGGGGCAGGUGAUCGCCACAGUGCCAACAGAGCGGCUGCCAUGCCUGAAGGAGGCGGGGCUUGGCCUGGAGCCUGGGGAGGAUGAAGGAGAGGAGCUGGCAGAGGAUGAGGAGGAGAUAGACUGUGCUGAAAGAGAGCUGCGCCGCGGGCAGAUCCUCUGGUUCAGAGGUCUCAACCGUAUCCAGACCCAGAUGGAGGUAGUGAGCACGUUCAAGCGAAGCGGUUCGUUUCAGGGAGCCGUGAGACGGCGCUCCUCCGUGCUCAGUCAGCUCCACGACAUGCGAGUGGUGAAAGCAUUCCGUAGUUCGCUGUAUGAGGGCAGGGAGAAACCGGAAUCCCGCAACUCCAUCCACAACUUCAUGGCCCACCCGGAGUUCCUCAUCAACGACCUCAUCCACAACAUCCCGCUGAUUGAUGACACUGACGUAGACGAUGAAUCAGAGCUCAGCAGAUACCAGCACCUACACCCAGCCCUCCGCAAGCCGCCACCUCCUCCCGCCCAGCCCCCAGCCCGCACCCGGCCCACCCGCCCUUACCGCCAGUACAGCCUCCCAGUGACCCCGUGCAACCGAAACAACAACAACAACAGCAGCAGCAGCAGCAGCAUCAACUCAACGAUCACCCACAGCAACAAACACAGCAUCACAGAAGCCGCCCUCAGCAGCACCCAGACCCCCCAUCACAAACACCACCACAACGCUCAUGGUAGAGACAGGCCCGUGAAAGCCUCCACCCCUUACCCGGCCCAUCUCUACUGUGUGGAGACCUCCUUAUAACUGCAGCUGAACAUGGGUCGGGGGGAAGGGGGAUGAAUUCUUGGGGAGGGGGUGGAAAGGGUGAGCACAGGAGAGGGCCGAGGACACGAUGACAUUUCACCCAAACUCCCUCACAACAAGCUCACAUGAGCGAGCGAAAGACGAGGGGGCACACGAGGGAGUGGACAAUGGCUGGAGACUUCUUCUGGCAACUCCCCGAGAACUUUUCCUUCCUUUGCCCUUGUUCCAGCCCUCUCAGUCUGACUCCCCACAUCCACUCCCCCACCCUCACCCCACCCACCUGUCCCUCCUGAGGACCACCACCCACCCUACCCAGCCCCGCCCAACCUCAUGCUCACUUGUCACACACAGGUCUGUUCUUGCUGCGUUGUCCUGAGAUUAGGUUGGGAUGAGGAGGGAAGGGGGGACAGACACCCAGAAAAAACGCACAUCCCUCAAAGCUUCAGCAGCACGGGGCCGUGUGGCUACGGUGGCUGACUCACUCUUUCUAAUGGUGUUCGUUCUCAGUGCUGUCGCCUACCUAGCACUCCGCCCCCACCUAUCUGGCUACAGCCGCUUGGAGGUCACUACUUUGCUUGCGAUAAAAUUGAAUUGCUUUGUCAGAGCUUUAACUAGACUUCACUCAUCUCCAUCUGUGGUACAUUUCUUUUUCUUAACAUAAUGGUGCUCAUUUGUUUCUCUAUUUUACAUCACUUUCUUUCCUUUCUACCUGAUUUUUCUUUCAUUCCUCUCUUUCAGUGUGUUUGUGUGUUUUGUUGGUGUCUUGUCUCUUCUAAUGAAAAAGUAUCAAAAACCUAUCAAAAACAGAAAUUUCAAAUAAAGACGCUGUUCAUUUAAAACUAAUAGUAAAUAGAAUGGCUACAAAAAAUAUAUAUAUGGGAGGGGUCCACAUAUUUAUACAGUAUAUGUAUAUAUAAUUUGAAUGUUUGGGUAGCAACAACACUUCAUCACCGUUCUUUUCCAGCCCAACCUGCCCAUUCCCAAGUCCACAUGACCUGUUUUCUGUAAGACUGCUGGGAGAUGAUACAGUGUGUGGGAUGUAUACACCUAUACAUACAGCACAAACAUCAUUUAAAGCUUCCUGCCAUGUCCAGCUCAUGUAUGGGUCAUUUCUGUGGCUGACACCUGGGGGAACUCGUCCUCUUCCAGUCUUCAUUUUUCUUCUGCUCCAUCGUCUUCUCUCUUGCUGUUCCUCCUUUGCUUACUUCACUUUGUCUUGUCCCUUCCAGUCUUUUGUCAGUGGGUGUAUGCGAGACAGCUUUUUUCUUUUUGGAAAAAAGCAGAAAUCUAGAGAAGCAUUAACCCUUUAAAUGCCAUCAAACACACAAUGCACAGGCGAUGGCCCUUUAAAACUAUGUCAACUCACUUUUGCUCCUGCUCACGUGCUUGUUUCCGCCAUAUAGUCUCCCUGUGGACGAAGAUUGUUCAAUCUGAUCCAUGGAGGGGAGACAAAGUCGCUGUUUCAGUGUUUGAGCAUAUCAGUCUAAUGCCAGUGUUCAGUUUUAUCUUUAGGCCAAAGCUCACUCCGGUCUAUCAGGUACAGCUGAUGAGAGCUCAUGCGUGCAUUUCCCAUCUUGAUGUUGGUAUGGUAUUGUUUGGUAUGUUGUACAGAACCAGUCACCUUAGGAAAUGUGCUUGUAUGUAUUUCCUGCUGAAAGUUUGAUGAGGAGAUUUCUGCUUUCAUUUUUGCUGAUAAAUAGUAGGUCACAGGUCUCCCCAGCCUAUGAGCCCCUCUAAAGCUUCAUAAUUAACCUGU
This is a messenger RNA of Melanotaenia boesemani (Boeseman's rainbowfish), 6955 nucleotides long. RefSeq names its product ATPase plasma membrane Ca2+ transporting 3b (gene atp2b3b). Bases 1231 to 5199 code for a protein of 1322 amino acids. The record is from RefSeq and is a predicted model, not a curated record. Gene Ontology annotation, biological process: regulation of cytosolic calcium ion concentration; calcium ion transmembrane transport. Gene Ontology annotation, molecular function: ATP hydrolysis activity; ATP binding; P-type calcium transporter activity. The transcript has 26 exons. Gene Ontology annotation, cellular component: intracellular membrane-bounded organelle; membrane. Lineage: Eukaryota; Metazoa; Chordata; Actinopteri; Atheriniformes; Melanotaeniidae.